This is a messenger RNA of Trichomycterus rosablanca, 2754 nucleotides long. It is a transcript of the gene slc8a2a, whose product is annotated as solute carrier family 8 member 2a. Gene Ontology annotation, cellular component: postsynapse; axon; sarcolemma. The transcript has 11 exons. Gene Ontology annotation, molecular function: calcium:sodium antiporter activity. The record is from RefSeq and is a predicted model, not a curated record. Gene Ontology annotation, biological process: sodium ion transmembrane transport; cell communication; calcium ion import across plasma membrane. NCBI's taxonomy places the organism in Eukaryota, Metazoa, Chordata, Actinopteri, Siluriformes, Trichomycteridae. The coding region runs from base 174 to 2681 and encodes 835 amino acids.
GUGCGCGCUCGUGCGUGUGCGGCCGCGUCGAGGGCAACAGUAGCGUGAAGCGUAGCUGUUUCGAUAAGGUCCAGUGCGCCCCUGGGAUUCUGCUUCCUGUCUGGCUUCCUCACGAGCCGCCGCUGCUCCAGCAGGUGAUCCGCGCCACCAUCUACUUCCUGUUUCUGCUCUACAUGUUUCUGGGCGUGUCCAUCAUCGCAGACCGCUUCAUGGCCGCCAUCGAGGUCAUCACCUCACAGGAGAAGGAGGUGACCGUCACAGGUCCGAGCGGCGAGAAGACGGUGGCGACCGUGCGGAUUUGGAACGAGACCGUAUCCAACCUCACCCUCAUGGCCCUGGGCUCUUCAGCUCCAGAAAUCCUGCUGUCGGUUAUAGAGGUUUGCGGGCACGGCUUCGAAUCGGGCGAGAUCGGCCCCGGCACCAUCGUGGGCAGCGCCGCCUUCAACAUGUUUGUGAUCAUCGGGAUCUGCGUGUUCGUGAUCCCGGACGGUGAGGCGAGGAAGAUCAAACACCUGCGCGUUUUCUUCAUCACGUCCUUCUGGAGCAUCUUCGCCUACAUCUGGCUCCUCCUCAUCCUCUCGGUCAUCUCGCCGGGAGUCGUGCAGGUGUGGGAAGCCCUGCUCACCCUGUUCUUCUUCCCCAUAUGUGUUCUGAUGGCGUGGAUCGCCGACCGCCGCCUCCUCGUCUACAAGUACCUGCACCGGCGCUACCGAGCCGACAAGCGACGCGGCAUCAUCGUGGAGACGGAGGGCGACCUGGCGCCCAAUGGCAUCGACAUCAUCCUGGAGGGGAAAUACUGCGCCAAUGCCAACGGUUCGCUCAGCGGCACCGCCAACAACGUGUCCGGCACAGAGGCGAAGAAAGAGCGCGAGCAGGAGCGAGAGGAGGUGAUCCGGAUGCUGCGUGACCUGCGUCAGAAACACCCGGACAAAGACCUGGACCAGCUGAUCGAGAUGGCCAACUACUCCAACCUGCAGAAGCAGCGCAAGAGCCGUGCGUUCUACCGCGUACAGGCCACGCGCAUGAUCAUCGGGGCGGGGAACGUGCUGAAGAAGCACGCGGCGGCCGAACAGGCCAAGCGUUCGACCCCGUCCGGUGGCGGCCCCGAAGAGCUGCUGGCGUUCGAGCAGGAACGUUACCGCUGCAUGGAGAACUGCGGGGAGCUGAGCGUGUGGGUCACGCUGCGGGGGGGCGGCGGCUCCGGGACCUUCCAUGUCGACUACAGGACGGACGACGGGACGGCCAAAGCGGGCGUGGAUUACAGCCACUGCGAGGGGACGCUGGAGUUCCAGCCCGGAGAGACACGCCAGGAGAUAAAGAUCGGGAUCAUAGACGACGACGUCUUCGAGGAGGACGAGCAUUUCUUCGUGCGCCUCUCGAACCCGCGCGCCUCCGGGCCGGGAGACGGCGGCGGGACGGCGCCUCGCUUGGCGGACCCGUCGGUCGCCACGGUUACCAUCCUAGACGACGACCACGCCGGCGUCUUCUCCUUCGGCCGGCGAGAGCUGGUCGUCGCCGAGUGUUCGGGUGCGGUCGAGGUGACGGUCACCCGGGAGACGGGCAUCCGGGGCGCGGUGGUCAUCCCGUAUCACACCGAGGACGGGACGGCGCGCGGCGGAGUCGACUACCAACACGCGCAGGGGGAGGUGGAGUUCGGCGACGAGGAGAGCAGUAAGACAUUACAGGUACAAAUCAUCAACAUUCAGGAAUAUGAGAAGCGAGAAAACUUCUACAUCGUGCUCGAAGAACCUCGGUGGCUCAAAAGAGAAACUUCAGGUUGGUGUGUGUGUGUUAAGGAUUUUCUUUAUUCUGUCUCAGGUUCUCCCUCCACCGAGGGCGAAGAGGCGAGAAAAAUCGCUGAGAGGGGAAAACCGGUCCUGGGAGAGUACAGCAAACUGGAGGUCAUCAUCGAAGAGAGCAUGGCCUUCAAAAAAACUGUAGAUCGUCUGCUGAAGGACACCAACAUUGCUGAGGUGAUCGGUACACACUCCUGGAGGGAGCAGUUCAUCGAGGCUGUUACUGUUAGUGCAGGCGAGGGCGAAGAGGGUGACGGCGACGAGCCGCGGCGACCGUCCGGCUGUGAUUACUUCAUGCAUGUGAUGACGGUGUUUUGGAAGGUGCUGUUUGCCUUCGUCCCGCCGACCGAAUACUGGAACGGCUGGGCGUGCUUCAUAGUGUGCAUCCUGGUCAUUGGCCUACUCACCGCCAUCAUCGGAGACCUGGCGUCUCAUUUCGGCUGCACCGUGGGACUGAGAGACACCGUCACCGCCGUGGUGUUCGUCGCUCUUGGCACCUCCAUUCCAGACACCUUUGCGAGUAAAGUCGCCGCAGUUCAGGAUCAGUACGCCGACGCCUCUGUAGGAAACGUAACCGGUAGCAACGCGGUCAACGUCUUCCUGGGGAUCGGCGUGGCCUGGUCCAUCUCGGCCAUAUACUGGGAGGUCCAGGGACAGACUUUCAAGGUGGAUCCCGGCUCGCUGGCCUUUUCCGUCACGCUCUUUACCAUCUUCGCCUUGAUCAUCAUCGCCGUGCUCAUGCUACGGCGCCGGCCCUCGGUGGGCGGAGAACUGGGCGGACCCAAAACCAUCAAGAUCCUCACAUCCAUGCUGUUCGUGGGCCUGUGGCUCCUGUACAUCACUUUCUCCAGCCUGGAGGCGUACUGUCACAUCAAGGGCUUCUGAAAAGCUCAGACUCACAUACACAGUUUAUUUAUGCACAAGUGAAUUCAAUUUGCAUUUAAACAGAAACAAGGAA